Molecule: messenger RNA, 468 nt
Organism: Tetrapisispora phaffii CBS 4417
Lineage: Eukaryota; Fungi; Ascomycota; Saccharomycetes; Saccharomycetales; Saccharomycetaceae
Product: 40S ribosomal protein uS17
Exons: 2
Coding region: 1-468 (155 amino acids)
Biological process (GO): translation
Cellular component (GO): cytosolic small ribosomal subunit; ribosome
Molecular function (GO): structural constituent of ribosome
Source: RefSeq, a predicted model, not a curated record
AUGUCCACUGAAUUGACUGUUCAAUCUGAAAGAGCUUUCCAAAAGCAACCACACAUCUUCACUAACCCAAAGUUCAAGACUUCCAGAAGAACUAAGAGAUGGUAUAAGAACGUCGGUUUAGGUUUCAAGACCCCAAAGACUGCCAUUGAAGGUACUUACAUCGACAAGAAGUGUCCUUUCGUUGGUAUGGUUUCUAUCCGUGGUAAGAUCUUAACCGGUACCGUUGUCUCCACCAAGAUGCACCGUACUAUUGUCAUCAGAAGAGAUUAUUUACACUACGUUCCAAAGUACAACAGAUUCGAAAAGAGACAUAAGAACGUUUCCGUCCACGUCUCUCCAGCUUUCAGAGUUGAAGUUGGUGACAUCGUUACUGCUGGUCAAUGUAGACCAAUCUCUAAGACUGUUAGAUUCAACGUCUUAAAGGUUGCUUCUUCUUCUAAAUCUAAGAAGCAAUUCUCUAAAUUUUAA